This is a messenger RNA of Callithrix jacchus (white-tufted-ear marmoset), 6415 nucleotides long. RefSeq lists its product as uncharacterized. NCBI's taxonomy places the organism in Eukaryota, Metazoa, Chordata, Mammalia, Primates, Cebidae. The record is from RefSeq and is a predicted model, not a curated record.
UGUCGGCCAGGAUGGUCUUUGUCUCUUGACCUCGUGAUCUGCUGGUUUUGGCCUCCCAAGGCACUGGGAUUGCAGGCUUUAGCCAUGGCCCCCAGCCUGCCUUUGUUUAUUUAUUUACUUAACUACUUAUUUAUUUACUUAGUAGUAAGCAGACCAUCCUGCAUUCAUUUAUUUUUUUAAGUCUAUAUUUAUUUGUUUAUUUAUUUUCAUCUUAUUAUUUUUUUAAAUAGAGACAGGGUUUUUUUCCACCAUCUUGGCCAGGCUGGUCUCGAUGUCAUGAUCUUGAGUGAUAUACUGGGCUCAGGCUCCAAAUGGGUGGGGAAUUAAAAGCAUGAGCUACUAAGUGAGGUUAUUUAUUUAUUGAUUUAUUUAUGUAUCUAUUAAUCAAUGUAUUUAGAGGCAAACCUGCAUUCAUUCAUUGAUUUACUGACAUACUUACGGAAAAACAGGUUGCAUUUAAUUAUAUAUAUUGAGGCAACCUUGGAUUUAUGUAUAUCUAUCUACCAAUCUAAUUAUUUAGAGGCAGGCUUACAUUUACUUAUUUAUUCAUUUAGACACAGGCUGACAAUUAUCUACUUAUGUAUUUGUGUGGAGGCUUGCAUUUAUACAUUUUCUUAACUAUCUAAUGAUUUAGAGGCUGGCUUGCAUUUCUUGAUUGACUGAUUGAUUGAUUGAUUCAUUGAUUUUAGAUGGAUUCUUGUUAUCUCACCAGGCUGGAGUGCAGUGGCGCAGUCUUGGCCCACUGUAACCUCCCCCUCUUUAGUUCAAGUGAUUCUUCCACCUCAGCCUCCCUUGUAGCUGGGACCCCAGGAGCAUGCCACCAUGCCUGGCUAAUAUUUUUGUAUUUUUAGUAGAGACCAGGUUUCUCCAUGUUGGCCAGGAUGGUCGAUCUGUUGAGCUCAUGUUCCACCUGUCUUUGCCUCCCAAAGUGCUGGGAUUACAGGACUGAGCCAUCUCCUCCAGCCAUUAUUUAUUUACAUAAUUACUGAUUUAUUUACUUACAGGCAGGAAGCCCGGCUUGCAUUUAUUUAUUUAUAUUUUUACUUAUUUAUUUAAUUAUUUUCAUCUUAGUAUGUUUUUAAAUAGAGACAGGGAUUCUUUCACCAUCUUGGCCAGGCUGGUCUUGAUGUCCUGAUCUCAGGUGAUAUAGCUGGCUCAGGCUUGCAGUGGGUAGGGGCUUAAAAGCAUGAGCCACCAAGUGGAGCUGCUUAUUUGUUGAUUUAUUUAUCUGUCUAUUAGUUGAUUUAUUUAGAGGUGGACUUGCAUUUAUUUAUUUGCUGACAUUUAUGGAGAAGGAGGUCGAAUUUACUUAUUUAUUUAUUUAUAUAUUUGGAGACGGGCUUGGAUUUAUGUAUUUAUCUAUCUAGGUAUCUAAUUAUUUAUUGGCAGACUCACAUUUACUCGUUUAUUUUAUUUAGACCCAGGCUCAUAACAUUAUUUUUAUACUUAUGUAUUUGUGUGCAGGCUUGCUUUUAUUCAUUUUCUUAACUGUGUUUCUCCUGCCUCAGCCUCCUAAGUAGCUGGGAUUACAGGCUCCUGCCAUGAUCCCUAGCUAAUUUUUUGUAUUUUUAGUACAGAUGGGGUUUCACCAUGUUGUCCAGGCUGGUCUGAAAGUCGUGACCUGAGGUGAUCCACCCGUCUCGGCCUCCCAAAGUGCUAGGAUUACAGGCAUGAGCCAGGCAGCUUUCUACAUUUUAAAAUUAUACUAUUUACCCGUAGCACCAAGAUUUUGGCUCAAUAUAGUCUCAAAAUACCAUUGCCCAGUGAAAGAAAACAAGCCUUCCUGGGAAAGUGCUGAUUCCAGGUCUAGGCCAGAAAUGUGUAGGGAGCCUGGAACAUAUUGUCACUCUGGAUAGCAAAGAAUCCAUCAAAGAUUAUUAGGAUGAUUUCAACAUGUCUGAAGGGCCAAUCUGAAGGGACUCCUUCUAACCAAAGAUAGGACAUUUUGUACAUUAAUAAGGAUAAUAGUUGCAGUGAAUUGAGAUAUAUCAGAUAUGUUUGAAUAUCUGCAUUCAUAAUGAUCCUUUUGAAAAAAUAAAAGUGGGCUGGCACAGUUCCUCAUGCCUGUAAUUUCAACACUCUGGGAGGCUGAGUUAGGAGGAUCACUUCGUCCAGGAGUUCAAGACCAGCCUGUGCAACAUAGGGAGACUUUGUCUCAUCAAAAUAUUUUAAAAUUACUCAGGUAUGAGGGUCCGUGUCUUUGGUUUCAGCUACUUAGGAAGCUGAGAUGGGAGGGUCACCUGAGCCUAGAAGUUUGAGGCUAUAGUGGCAUGACUGCUUCUCUGCAUACCAGCCUGGGCAACAGAGCUAGACCCUCCUUGUCUAAAUAAAUUAAUUAAUAGAAGUGGUCACCAUUGAAGGAUAUAAAUGAAACAGCCCAUCAUUUAAAAAAUGGUAAACAGAAGAAAUCAAGCCUUGAACUGGUGUUUUCUAUAUAAGUUGUAGAAGUGAGUAACACAGUUUAUAAGAAGCAGCAUCUCUUUUUUGUAUUUGCUUCAUUUUUUUCUUCAUGCAAGGCCCUUCUUCGGGUAGCAGUAUCUCUUUCUGGAAGUAUGGCAGCUCAUAAACGAAGAAGGAAUGAUACAACAAUACCUUCAUUGUUCAAUCCACAAUUGAUCAAUGGCCAUUAACAUCACCAAUUAAAAAAAAAGAUGUCCAGAAAGUACACACCUCCUUCCAGAAGAAACUAGCACAGUCUUUGCCCUGACCCUCAAGUCCAACCUGAAUCUCACCAAGUCUUGAGAUCAAACUACUAAUUUAUCAAAACCAGAACAAAGUGAAGAGCAAGUUCACCAACAUCACAAGAUACAAUUAGCAAAAUUCACAGUAUGAGAAACAGCAUAAUAAGAACACACUUAGCGUAAUCCAAACUAUGGGGAAAUGGCCUGAUUUAUUCUAUAAAUGGACUGCAAGGGACAGCACAGAGAUCAAAGUGGGAAGUUGUUAGGAUAAAAAAAACCCUAAGAGGUGAAUCAAACAAUCCCAAGGAGAGACUUUAUUUGGAUCCUGAUUCACACAGUAAAUACAUGAAAUGACUGGAAAUUUGGAUCUAGAAGGAGAGUUGACAGUGAUAAAGAGCAAUGGUGUGAGAUGGUUGGUUGAUGAUGGUAUUGGGAUUAUGAUAUUUUUUAAAGAGUUCUUGUCUCCGGGCAUGGUGGUUUACACCUAUAAUCUCAGUAAUGUGGGAGGUCAAGGUGGGAAGAUCCUUUGAAUCCAGGAAUUCUAGACCAGCCUGGGCAACAUAGCAAGACCCUGUCUCUACUAAAAUACAAAUCAAAAAAUUAUCUUGGCAUGGUGGUGUGAGUCUGUAGUUGCAGGAAGCUGAGGCAGGAGAGGCCACAGUGAACCAAGAUCAUGCCACUAAACUCCAGCCUGGUUGACAGAGACCUUGUCUUGAAAGAACAAACAAGAAUCAUAUCUUUUACAGACAUAUACCACGAUAGUCAGGGAGGAAAUUAUAUGAUGUGUGGGAUUUGCUAUAAAAUCAUGAGAGGGAGAGGAGAAGCAUGUAGGAGUAUACAUGUAAUGAGAUUGGCUAUCAGAUAACAAGUAUCUGAAUCUGCUGCUGAGUAGGUGAAAGUCACUACACUAGCCUCUUGUUCCAAAAAGCUUGAAUAGAAAGUUUGUGUAAAAAUCCACUUCAUGGAUUUGUAACAAGCAUUGAAUAAGAUCAUGUAUACAGAGUGUUUUAUCAUCAUGGCUUGCAGGUAGUCAGCACACAAACAUUGUUUUUAGUUUUGUAUAGUCCCUGUCCAUUAAUCACACCCAAAAAAGGUAUGUUGUUCACACCAAGAGCUCUGGCCCAUAGACCUUUGUCCACUUGAUGGUAAUUUAUUGGAAUUUGAGGUUUAGAAUGAGGAAAUACCAGCCUUCAAAGCCCCAGGCCUAUUAUGAAAUAGCAAAGCCAAUGGUCCCAGAUGCCUUCGUAGCAUACCUAGUAAGUAGGACCAUUUUUCUCUCACCUUGUAGGCACACUUGAGUUCAUUCACUCAUUUUUCUUUCUUUCUUUCUUUUUUUUUUUUUUUUGGAGACAGAGUUUUGCUCUUGUUACCCAGGCUGGAGUGCAAUGGCAUGAUCUUGGCUCACCGCAACCUCUGCCUCCUGGGUUCAGGCAAUUCUCCUGCCUCAGCCUCCUGAGUAGCUGGGAUUACAGGCAUGUGCCACCAUGCCCAGCUAAUUUUUUGUAUUUUUAGUAGAGACGGGGUUUCACCAUGUUGACCAGGAUGGUCUCAAUCUCUUGACCUUGUGAUCCACCCGCCUCGGCCUCCCAAAGUGCUGGGAUUAUAGGCGUGAGCCACCGCAUUCACUCAUUUUUCAUUCAUUUCUUAUUUGCCAUGUAUUGGGUACUAGGGAUCCAUAAUACAGUUGGCCCCUAAUUGAAUGGAAGCAUCAAUUUCAAAGCAUCAUUUCAGGAUGAGUAUUUUGUGUCAAGUGGAUUCAAGGAACAGUGAGAAGGAUUCAUGGCCUCAGUCAUGAAGACCCUCCCAAGAGCCAACCAUCCUGGGCACAUAUAAAUGAGUGGAGACAUGGAGCUCACCCUUACAAGGCCUAGAACCUGACAGAGCAUACAAGACAGAAGCCCAAAUAACUAAGAACAGAUAUCUGAAGAUGAGAAGUGAGCCCCAAAGGAUCCUGUGAAAAUGCUUUGUGUUUGUGGAUUUAUCACGCAGAACGAAACCUUUGUUUUUAUUCACAGGUUAGACACACUCUAUAUAUAGAAUCUAUGAAGGGACAUUUCUGGGUUUUUUGAGGCCUGUGGUGAAAAAUGGAAUAUCUCAGGCUGCUCAGGAUGAAUAAUGCAGUCACCAAGAGGGACAGGGUGGCCACAGGUGGCCAGCAGCAGGGAUGGGCAUUGUGAGCCUUUGGAUGGGGUUGUGGGAAGUGGCAUUGUGAGCCACUGGCCUGACUUUGUUGUUUCAGGUGACAUAGGAGGCUUUGUGGGUAACAGGCAUCAGCCAGGGCCAGCAGCCUUCAGUCAGAAGCUGGUAGUGGGAGGAGGAGGAGCUCCGACUACUCACAGAAGUGUUUGUGCCCUUGGUGCUUGCUCUGUUGCUUUGCUUUUUCUUCCUUUUUUAUUUUUAUUUUGUGUGUUGCUUUGUUUUUUUUUCUCUUUUUUGUCGUUUUUUUUUUGAUGUUUGUUGCUUUGUUUUGCUUUUUUCUUUUUUAAAUUUCAUUUUAGGUUUGGGGGUACAUGUGGAGAACAUGCAAGAUUGUUGCAUAGUCCCCUUGUAGGUCACCCAUGGGGAAUUGCCUAGGCCCCAGGGCUGGCCUCAUUUGUGCCUGGUGCCAGGAGGCAGUGGCGUCAUGUUGUGAGACUCAGUCUGUGGCAGCUGCAAACACCAGCAUCCACUACUGCAGAGCCUGCCAUGUUACAUCCAGGAGUGGUGGAGGUCCAGGACGUGCAGACCAUCAAGUCAAAGCAGCACAAAGGUUUGGCUGGUCGUGUCAGGAGCUGGGUACAAAAAAAACGGAGGCGUAAGAAAAUUUGCCCCAAUGAAAAUGAAGCUCCUGGUCAAGAUGCAAAGGAGUGUACAACUGAAAAGCUUCAGGAGGAGACGUCACCUGACAUAGAAAAUGCUACAGGUGAAUAUCACCACACUCCUGCUGAUGACUCAGAAGAGUGUACACUUGGCAAUGAGGAGGAGGUGGUGGCCUCUGACACGGAGAAGCCUGCGGCCCAGCAUGACCGCCGUCCUGUUGAGGUCCUACAGGGCCUCAUUUUAGAAGGCAUUGAAGAAGAUGAGAUGCCCCACGACCUGGAGAAGCCUGCGGCCCAGCAUGACCGCCGUUUUGUUGAGGUCAUACAGGACCUUAUCUUAGAAGACGUUGAAGAUGUUGAGAUGCCCCUUGAUGUGGACACAGUGACGGCCUCAGUUGUCUGCCGUAAGUAUUCUUUUUUUAAACUGCUUUAUUUUCACACAGUUGACAUUCAAAACAAUUCACUUAUUUAAAGUGGGUGAUGUAGUGUUCUUAGUAUAUUUACCAAGUUUUGCAGCCAUUGUCACCAUUUAAGUGUAGAAUCUUUUCAUUCCUUCUCAGAGAAACCCUAUAGCCAUUAGUCACUUCUCUUUUUUCCUAUGGCCCACACCUCUGGCCCUAGGCAGCUGCUAAGCUACUUUCUGUUUUUCUAGAUUUGCCUUCUCUGGCAAUUUCUCUUUUAAUUUAAAUUUGAUUUUAAUUUUUGGGAUACAUGUGCAGGAUGUGCAGGUUAGUUACAUAGCUAAAAGUGUGGCAUGGUGUGCUGCACCUGUUAACCCUUCACCUAGGUAUUAAGCCCCACAUACAUUAGCUCUUUAAUCUGAUGCUCUCCUGUCCACUUCCUCCACAGUGUGUGUUGUUCCCCUCUCUAACGUUGUACACAUUCUAAUAUCACUUUCUUUCUAAUGGCAAAUCUAAGUGAUAAGUCAGGGGGGAU